AUGUCGUCGGCAAAGAGUACACCUGCUUCCUCUCCUGUUCAAGACAGCCCUUCUGAGGUGAAACCAGAAGUGAAGAAUGAACCAAUGGUCAAAGAAGAGAACAAGAAUGUGGUCGACGAGGAGGACGAGGAGCAGAUGGACCACAAGUCGCGAGCUCUGACGAAUCUGCUGAAGACAAGUUCAGUCUUUGUGGCCAUUAUGGCCGACAAGAUGAAGGAACAGCAGAAGCGCAACCAGGAACAGGCUCGGCGUGCUGCGGAGAAACAGCAGAAAGAUGUCGCCAAACAAGCAGAGUCGACCGGUCCGAUCAGGAAGUCGGCACGGACACAUCAAGCGGACGAAGCAGGCGCAGAGGAGAACGGUACAGAGCCAGAGAAGAAGACUGGCCGAGGUCGCGGACGUACGGCCAAGAAGACAAAUGCUGCAAAGAAGAAUAUAACAGAAUACCUUGACUCUGAGACCGUGAAUGUCGCCCAGGAGGGUCCGUCAGUUCAAGAAGCCCUCGCAGAGGCAGCAGAAGAGUACGAAGGAGAAGGACUUGGCGCUCAGCAGCUUGUGGCGACCGAACAACCUUCACUCGUUACUGGUGGAAACAUGAAGCAGUACCAACUCGAGGGUCUCGAAUGGCUGAAGACAUUAUGGAUGAACGGUCUGUCCGGUAUCUUAGCCGACGAGAUGGGGCUGGGGAAGACAUUACAGGCGAUCUCCAUGAUUGCCUUCUUCAAGGAGAACAACAUUUCUGGUCCUUUUCUGGUAGCUGCGCCACUAAGCACAGUCCGAAACUGGGUCGAGGAAUUCAAGCAUUGGACACCGUCGAUCAACACGGUUUUGUACCAUGGUAGUAAAGACGAGCGUGAGGCCAUGCGACGCAAGAAGAUGAAGAUACAUGAUCAAAGCAAGGUCGACUUUCCCGUGGUUGUCACGAGCUACGAGAUCUGCAUGAACGACAAAAAGUUUCUUGGAAAUUACCAGUGGCGGUAUAUCAUCGUGGAUGAGGGGCAUCGGCUGAAAAACAUGAAUUGCAAGUUGAUCAAAGACUUGAUGACUUACAGCUCGGCCAACAGGCUGCUGAUCACGGGGACACCACUGCAAAACAACAUUGUCGAGUUGUGGUCGCUGCUGCAUUUCCUCCUACCCGAGGUCUUCAAUGACCUCGACUCCUUCGAAAGGUGGUUCGACUUUUCCAGCGUGCUAGAGGACAAGACGGAUGAUGACGGCAAGACCUCGAAGCGCAAGAACAACCUUGUAUCAACCAUGCAUGCUAUCCUCAAGCCAUUCUUGCUGAGGCGGGUAAAGGCCGACGUCGAAUCAUCACUACCCAAGAAGCGAGAAUACAUCUUGUACGCGCCGCUGACGACGGAGCAAAAGGAAUUGUACAGAGAAAUCCUCGCUGGUACUGGCAGAUCUUAUCUCGAGGACAAAGCAGUUGAGCGAAUCGAGGCCAGAAGUCGCGCGGGGUCCCUCAAGCGCAAGGCCAAUGGCAGCGGUCGAUCUACGCCCGCAAAGAGUCUCAAAGCCAGCCGAGCCUCGACGCCCGCAUCUGUUGCUUCGACCGGUUCUACUCGUAGAGGGAGGAAAGGCGCACGCACCAGCUACCGUGAUGUUACAGACGGAGAGUUCAACAAACGCUUACGUCAAUUAGAACAGGGCGAUGAGGACGUCAACCUUGACCGACCGUCUCCUCCACCAGAUACGCCUGGUCCCUCUUCGGAAGAAGCCGAAGAAUUCGAGCGUGCGCAAACGCUCAAGCUGGCCAAGAAAGAAAUAUCGUCCAAGAAGAUGCAGAAUCCUAUUAUGCAGGCUCGUCUAGCCUGCAAUAGUCCUCACAACUUCUAUUGGCCAUGGAAGCCGAGUACCAUCGCCGAAGAGGAGUCAGGGGACUACCCCCAAGUGGAUGAAGGCCUGAUCACUGCAUCCGGCAAGAUCUUGCUGCUCGACACGCUGUUGCCCCGACUGUUCAAGCUGGGCCACAAGGUUUUGAUUUUCAGCCAAUUUAAGACGACUCUUGAUAUUCUGGCGUCGUACGCGGUCGACCUCCGUGGAUGGAAAGCAUGUCGGAUUGACGGCUCCGUGGCUCAAGAGGAUCGGUACGAUCAGAUCACCUCUUUCAACGUUGACCGGUCAUACAAUUUAUUCUUGCUAUCUACUCGGGCUGGUGGGCAAGGAAUCAAUUUGACCGCCGCGGAUACAGUGAUAUUGUUCGACUCGGACUGGAACCCGCAGCAGGAUUUGCAGGCAAUGGAUCGAGCUCACCGGAUUGGUCAGACCAAGCCGGUCAUUGUGUACAGAUUGGCGACGCGCGGAACAGUUGAGGAAACGCUACUUUUCAAGGCAGAUGCUAAGCGGAAGUUGGAGAAACUUAUCAUACAGAAGGGCAAGUUCAAGUCGUUGCUCAACAACGGUGAUGCGGAGGAUAUGAGAGGGGUGCUGGAGGAUGACGAGUUUGAGAAAUAUGACAUUGCGCAGAAGGAGGGAAAGGAGAUAUUGGGUGAAGACGAGUUGCGGAUCCUGACGGAUCGGAGCGAUGAGGCGUACGAGCGUGCGGAGAAGGGUAUUGAUGUUGGUGGCGAGGGUAGGGCGUUCAAGGUUGCCGAGACGAAGAGGUCAGGCGUUCUUGAGGAUUUGACCGUGAGGAGUAAAGCUUGA
Exophiala viscosa is the source of this 2646-nucleotide messenger RNA. RefSeq names its product SNF2 family N-terminal domain-containing protein. Gene Ontology annotation, cellular component: nucleus. The record is from RefSeq and is a predicted model, not a curated record. The coding region runs from base 1 to 2646 and encodes 881 amino acids. The transcript has a single exon. NCBI's taxonomy places the organism in Eukaryota, Fungi, Ascomycota, Eurotiomycetes, Chaetothyriales, Herpotrichiellaceae. Gene Ontology annotation, molecular function: ATP-dependent chromatin remodeler activity; DNA binding; ATP binding.